Amyelois transitella is the source of this 1026-nucleotide messenger RNA. RefSeq lists its product as uncharacterized. The transcript is spliced from 2 exons. Bases 1 to 1017 code for a protein of 338 amino acids. The record is from RefSeq and is a predicted model, not a curated record. NCBI's taxonomy places the organism in Eukaryota, Metazoa, Arthropoda, Insecta, Lepidoptera, Pyralidae.
AUGCCGAAACGAAAAAUCGAUAAUCUUGAAGUUAUUGUCAACAAGUUACGUAAGUUGGAAAAAGAAGUGAAACGAUCGCGUAGAUAUCGAAGGUCGUCGUCUUCGUCAUCGGAACCAAGCAGUCGAUCCAGCUCAUCGUCACCUUCUUCUAGGGCACCGUCACCGGCUAUGGAUAACCAAGAAUGCCAGGAACCAGUUAUAAACCCUGAAGUAGAUACGAUUAAUCUGGAACCUGAAUCCACCCCUCCCAAUGAAACUACGGCGGGUUUGUCUGAUAUUUUGGGUGAAGACCCAACGGCCACUGCCGAAUAUGGACCGGAUAUUAAUACAGAUCUGGCAGCUAGAUUAGCCCACAUAGCAACAUCAGGGCUGAAUAAAGAUACCCGCAUUGAUUUAUUGAAAACGUUUUUAGUACCAGCAAAUUGUGAAAAUAUUUCUGCACCAAAGCUGAACGUAGAAAUAAAGGCUGCUAUUCCCGAAACAGCAACCAAAAGAGACAAGUGUAUCGAAUCUCGCCAAAAGAUAAUUGCUGCUGGUAUUACAGCGCUAGGUGGCGUUAUAUCAAGACAACUCGAGUCGAAAAAUAAGGAUAACGAUUUGAUCAAAGAUCUGAUGGAUGUCGCUAGACUUCUCUGUGAUAUACAACACGCUGAAUCAGAAACCAGACGAAACUUUGCCCUGUACUCAGUGAAAAAGGAGCUAAAAGACCAGUUAGCUCUAACGAAAAUAGACAAAUGUCUUUUUGGAAGUGAUUUUGCAGAAACGCUAAAAACUGCAAAAGCAGUUUCAAAGUCCAGCACGGAUUUAAAAAGAGACUUCCCAAAAAAAUCGCCACCUGCAGCCAAUCCUUAUAAGAAGGAUUUAAACUGGAAGCCGCGGACCGGGGCUCGCAGACAGCAGCCGGUCACUCAAACGCGCCCCCAGUCGUCUGCAGCGCCGAGCGCCACGCCGCGCGGGAGCUCAUCGCGGAACUACACGCAACGUCGACGUCACCACAAGCAGAAUCGCCGGGACUAGAUUCGGUAC